Messenger RNA from Gasterosteus aculeatus aculeatus (three-spined stickleback), 4393 nucleotides. Lineage: Eukaryota; Metazoa; Chordata; Actinopteri; Perciformes; Gasterosteidae. The record is from RefSeq and is a predicted model, not a curated record.
AGGGACAUGAGGACAGGGAACAAUAAAGGGAAACGCCACCACUACGUCAGGCCUGCUUCCUUGAUGACUUGUGGGGAGGGUCACAGGAAACGGUCCUUCCAGGGCCCCGCCGCGUUGCUAUGGAAACCACCACAGUCUGUCAGAAGGAGGUUUCCUCCACAAGGGGGCUCUGCCUCCCCAGCAAAGAGCCGCCUCAUUCCAGGAUUAUUCCAGCUGGACUCAGCGUUCAUCGCUGGGAGUCACAGACUGUAAAACCUUCUCACUUCUUCUUUCAAGUUUCCCCGUUUGUCUUCCUCUUAUCUUGUUAAUGUUUCGAUAUGUUGUUAAUGUUUCGACGCACUUUAGAGGACGGUGGGAGCGGCGUGCAGGCGGCAUGAGUCAGAGGCCCCGUGAGGAUCCUCUUCCUUUCGCCUCGUUACAGCACGUUUCAUGUCAAUUUUUUUUUUUUUUUCCUCCAUAAUCUCUCUCUCUCUCUCUUGUUCAAGAUGUUCCAAGGACGUUGUGAUGCACGACACCACAUUCCUGUAAACCAAACAGCUGGAGAGCAGCUGGUCAGAGUGGAGCGAUUAGCGGAUUAAGAGCCAGACAUUUCAUAACCUCUGAGGCGGAUAACAAAUCCAGAUGCAGACACACGACAAUAAUUCAGAACAUGUGGUGAUGGUGGAACCUUCUCCCGGGAGCAUCUCCAUAAAUCCGUGCUGUGACUUAUUGGUGUUUACUCCUCUGCACUCAACAUUUCUCCUCCUCGGCCUACGUGCGGCCUGUGCUCCUGAGAUGUUUGUCAGCUCUCUGGGUGAACAACGACUUGUUUGGGAGUUGAAGCACAAAGUUCAGGACUCGUACGUGAUGCCGCUUCCUGUUUACAUCGCUGCAGCGUCGCGUUCAGAGGGCGACCGUGGCAGAACGUCCCAACGUCGCGUCCCGUUCCGUCCUGCAGCUCCCACGUCCUGCACAUUCUUUGGAGGCGGCGUCCGGCCUCCUCCCGUGAGCGGGACUGAGCGAGUGUUUGGUUUAGUUACGCCCGAGCCCGGCGCCCUGCAGCAACAACACCGCCUCCCUGCAGCUGCACUUGAAUGAUCAAUGUUUCCGCGUCAACAUCAGGAGGUGUUUGCAGCUCUGAAGCACCGGGAGGUCAAACAGUGGAGCGUUUAGCAGCUAAAGUGAAGGAUGUUUCAGAGAAAGAGGCUUUGGAGUUCACCGUGUGACCAGAAGUCUCCAAAAUGAACGAUUAACGUUUCUCUGAAUCUGCCGAAUGUGGAAAUGUUGAAUGAGCUUUACCGUUCCGCCGCCAAACCCUCUGACCGGGCCGCUCGGGCCGCUGGCGGCCCUCCAGGAAGGAUGCAUUGUGGGAAGCCAGGCCGGAAGCUUCCCCACCGUUGGCCUUCAUAGGAGAUAAGCUCUUUCAUUCGGCACCCGGCUUCAUGUUUAACAGACACAUUUAAGAGUUUUAUCAAGAAACAAAGUCCAGAAGCUUCUAUCCAAAGAUAAAUAGAGCAAAACUAUAAGUUGAAGAAAGACACAUCAGCCACCAGACGAAGCGACCGUGUGGCCCGUGUGGUGUUUUGGUGAUUCAGAACGGAUGGUUGUGACAGAUUCAUGAGUAAAGCGUGUGAGCUGUGAGAAUCUGUGGAUAGAAAGUUGGGGCUGAACGAGUCAGACAUCAGCACACUUCUUCCUCCUGGUUCCUCCUGGUUUUUCUGUCGCAAAUCCUCCGUCUCUGCUUCCGCUCCGUAAAUACAGAACACACACGAUGUCGUGCUUUUCGGCAUUCAAAAUCAUAACCAGGUCUAAAAUACCUGUGUUUUUCAGACAACGUAACCGCUGGCAACAGGAAGCACUGUCGUCUCUCCGGGGAUCAGCGCAGCCAAACAGGGAAAUCUGUUUUCAAUGAAACACUCACAAACAUUUACAGUUUGUACCCCGCUGUGAGCGCCCGGUUCACGGUCCGCUAUCUUAGUUGGAUUAAUUAAGACUAAAUGUGUUUAUGAAUUGGGAGUUUGACGAGAUAUCCAAUUAAAGUAAUAAUCCCCAAAAUUCAAAACAAACUUUCUUGCUUUUCCUGUUGGUAUUUGCAUUUUGCUGCUGUUUUCCCUCCAUAAACUCACUGCGACGCUCAACAUAAAACAAAGAAACAAAUUGAAUAGUUUGCACGUGUUUUUCACACCAAAGCAAACAGGACCAUGAAAGGGGCUUUUUUCUCCUAGAUUCUCACACUCGGGCGGCGGCGGAAAGGUGACGUCAGACCAUCGGAAUGCGCCUCUGGUCGCGCGGGGCUGCAGUUGAUUAGGUGACCGGGGCGUUCCGGACCCUCCGGACAGCGGUGGGCGGAGACAAAACUCGCCUCCGGAGGACGGCGAGGCGCCGCAGGAAGAACGCGCAGGAGACCCGACGAGCACGGAGAACGCAGACCCCCACGAGGACCGUAUUCCUGUUAAAACAUGUUUUCAAUGAGUCCAAACGCGGUGCUGCUGGUGCUGGUGUGCGCGCGUGCUGCCGCGGCGGCGCGCAAUAACGUCAGUGCAUUCGGGAGGACCUUCGCCUUCUUCCCCCCGCCAGGCGAACCGUUGGACCUGACCGACCUCGACGCGGGGGAGGUCGUUGCCAAGACGAAUCACUCCGCUAGCGUCCCGGGGAUCAACGCCACCGUCUCCAUCCGGCCGGAGAUCUCCGAGGAGGCGCUGCAGUUCCUGACUGGCCCCGUGUCCAAGCUCCUCAUCCCCUCCUUCUACACGCUGGUGUGCCUGGUCAGCGUGCCCGUCAACCUCUGCGCGGUCCUGGCCUUCGCCCGGAGGAUCCGGCCCAAGAAGCCGGCCGCCAUCUACAUGCUGAACUUGGCCUCGGCCGACCUGCUCUUCGCCUCGCUGCUCCCCUUCAAGAUCUCCUACCACUUCGGCGGGAACAACUGGAUCUUCGGCCCGUUCAUGUGCCGCGUGGUCACCGCGGCCUUCUACUGGAACAUGUACUGCUCCGUCCUCCUCAUCGCGUGCAUCAGCGUGGACCGGCUCCUCGCCGUGGUCUACCCCAUCGCCUCCCUGGCCUGGAGGAGGCCCCGCAACGCCACCCUGGCCUGCGCGGCCAUGUGGGCGCUGUCCUUCGCCGGCUCGGUGCCCCUGGUCCUCUCCGAGCAGACCGUCCGCCUCCGCGGCCUGGGCAUCACCACCUGCCACGACGUUCAGCACGCCAACCUGCUGAUCCGCCGCUACAAGGCCUACUUCGUGGCCCUCUGCGUGGCCCUCUUCUUCCUGCCGCUGCUGGUCACCGUGGUGUCCUACGCCCGGGUGAUCUGGGCGCUGAGCGGGGUCCCCCGCGGCCUCCCGGGGUGCUCGCGCAGGAGAAGCCGAGCGGUGGUGAUGGCCCUGACCGUGCUGGUGAUGUUCGUGCUGUGCUUCACGCCCACCAACUGCCUGCUGCUGGCGCACUACCUGCAGUUCGACGAGGGGGUGGAGACGAGCCGGGAGGCGCCCGACGGCUCCUACGCCGUCUACCUGGUGUUUCUGUGCGUGGGGAGCCUCAACUGCCUCCUGGAUCCUCUGGUCUACUACUUCGGGUCCUCCCAGUGCCAGAAACAGCUGGCCGGCGCGCUGGGGUGUCACAAGGUCGCGGGGGGGAGUGGCGGAGGUCACUCGACCUCCAAUUCGAGCCGAUCCAGCAGCAGAACGAUCCUGAAGUCCAGCCGCGCGGAGAGCUCCCAGAUAAACGCAGCUGUCCAAGCGGACCUGAGCAGCCAGUACAAGAAGCUGCUGGUCUGAUCCAACGGCCUUUUUUUAGCGUUAUGAAACCGUUUUUGUGACGGGCACAAAGGGUUUUCAAUUUUAUUUCACAAUACAGAAGGACAGAAAGUUCAACAGAAAUGCCUAACUUGUUUGGAAAAGACAAGCUGUGUUUUUGAGCUGUUUUCGUGCGAGGACAAGUCGUUUGACAAGAAGGAAGUCUGAUAAGAAAGGGCUUCCUAUCCUCAUUUAGAAAGGCUUUUUUUUUUUGCACCAUAGAAGUAUUAAGAGUCUUUAAGCUGUAAGUAUUAUAUUCAAUGGAAGGUGAUUAUUUGCUAUUAUGUUUUUGCUGAGAAGCGUAUUUUCCACAUUUGAGAAGCUGGCAAUAAUUUCUUACUUUUGUAUUUUAAAAGUCUUUUUUCUCCCCAUUUUUUGAUCUCUGAAUAAGUUUCUUGUCGUUGUUUUGUAAUAACCACCGAACAGGUGUGCUUCAUGCUGCUCUCUGCUGGUUGGAAGUGUGAAGUAUUUUAAGUGUUUACAGGCUGUUCUUUCACUGUCUUGUUCCUGCUGCAGGGACUGUUAUUAAAAUGGAUCCGUCCUCUUCCUCUGUGUCCACGUCCAUUUCAUCAGUCAUGUGACGUGCACCUCUACUGCUGAUACUAAUAAAUACUUUUGGAAUCUUU